Messenger RNA from Cornus florida, 591 nucleotides. Its product is annotated as leucine-rich repeat extensin-like protein 3. Bases 1 to 591 code for a protein of 196 amino acids. NCBI's taxonomy places the organism in Eukaryota, Viridiplantae, Streptophyta, Magnoliopsida, Cornales, Cornaceae. The record is from RefSeq and is a predicted model, not a curated record. The transcript has a single exon.
AUGGAUCAUGCCAAAGGUCUAGCACAUCUGAGAAGAAAAUGGCUUGUGUUGCUCUUGAGGGUCAUAGAGGUGAUGAUCAUGUUUGCCAGAGUAACAGCUGCAGAUCAAACUGACAUACCAGCAACAGGUUUGCUAUGCAUUAGUGAUUGCGCGACGUGUCCUGUCAUAUGCUCACCACCUCCACCACCACGACAGUCAAAGCCGCACCACUCAGCACCACCACCUCAGCUUUCUUAUUUCAAUUCACCACCACCACCACCACCACCACCACCACCACCACCACCUGAGUCCUAUUAUUUCAAUUCACCCCCAACACCACCACCACCACCGGAGUCUUAUUACUUCGAUUCACCCCCAACUCCCACGCUACCACCUCCACCGCCAUCAUCUUACUUUUCGUGGGGUGCCACUCCCCCGCCUUCUCCCGACUACAUCAACAUUCCUUCCGGUAAGGCGCCUCCUGGUAUGCAGCAGGGCAAUUACUCCUAUCCUUACUACUACUUCUACGCUUCGGAGGCUUCUUCUCUUUCUCUUCAAGCAUCCAUAUCUGUCAUGUUACUAUUUUCAUUUCAUGUUAUGCUUUUUGGUUGA